Molecule: messenger RNA, 880 nt
Organism: Pyrenophora tritici-repentis Pt-1C-BFP
Lineage: Eukaryota; Fungi; Ascomycota; Dothideomycetes; Pleosporales; Pleosporaceae
Biological process (GO): signal transduction; cell division; positive regulation of protein phosphorylation
Cellular component (GO): cytoplasm; nucleus
Molecular function (GO): protein kinase activator activity
Source: RefSeq, a predicted model, not a curated record
AUGUCCAACUUCAUCACAACAAUUAACCCGCGGACUCGCGCACCCUUCAAACCAUCGAAAGGGAACCGAGGCACAAGCAGCUGGCAGCUCAAGCAGUAUGCCGAGGCCACGCUUGGUAGCGGUAGCCUGAGGAAAGCCGUCAAGUUGCCCGAGGGUGAGGAUAAGGAUGAAUGGCUUGCUGUAAACGUCGUCGACUUCUACAACCAGAUUAACCUGCUUUACGGCUCCAUUACUGAGUUCUGCUCGCCACAGAGCUGUCCAGAGAUGAAGGCAACGGAUGAGUUUGAGUACCUCUGGCAAGACUCGGAAAACUACAAGAAGCCCACAAAGAUGCCGGCACCGGAAUACAUCGAACAUCUGAUGGCAUGGGUCCAGUCUAACGUUGACAAUGAGGCCAUGUUUCCUUCGCGCAUCGGCGUUCCCUUUCCGAAGACGUUCGCGGCCCUCAUCAGGAACAUGUUCAAGCGACUAUACCGUGUUUACGCGCACAUCUAUUGCCACCACUACCCCGUCAUUAUCGAGCUGGGCCUAGAACCACAUCUCAAUACUAGCUUCAAGCAUUACGUGCUGUUUAUUGAUGAGCACGGUCUUGCCAGUGGAAGCAAGGAUUUCUGGGGGCCAUUGGGAGAUUUGGUGGAGAGCAUGCUGCGGAGUGACUGAACACCCCGGAGCGUGAGUUGAUGAGAUGAGUGCCUGAUGUCAGAAAAUGACUCGAAGCACUGGUAGCGGAUGAAUCCAAGUCGUAACGUGUGGGGUAUUACACACACUCUGCAUCCAUUUGAAGGCGUUGAGGGGAAUAGGGGUCUACCAUAUCCUGGGGCAUAGUAAGAACAUUUGCGUUUGUUAACGAUGUAUCAAUAGUAAUGACAGAACUAGCAUG